AUGGAUUCGCAACUUUCAUCGAACGAAGAGCACCCUAAGUCGCCACUUUGGGGAUCAUGCAGGUUGACACUGAGUGUCUGUGCCUUUCUGGUCCUGGUCAACAUGAUUAUGACCAGAUACUCCUUGGCCCUAACUCUGAUCUGUAUGGUGAGAACACAGGAUGCCGAGACCAGUCUGGUAAUUCUAUCGGAUAAUAACAAAUGCCCGAAUUGCAGACAGGAAUAUAGAAAGUAUGACUUCGAUUGGCAACCAAACGUUCAAGGGCGCCUGAACGCAGCAAUUUUCUACGGCUUCAUAACAACGCAGCCAUUUGCAGGUUACUUUUGCGACAGAUUCGGCGGCAAGUUGCUCUUCGUAAUUGCUGCAGGUAUGCAAGGAAUUUGCAGCUUGUUUUGCCCGGUUGCAGCAAGAUUGCAUGUGGAAUUUCUGUUUGUUUUGAGGAUUAUCCAGGGGUGCUUUUCGGGUUUUACGAUUCCGGCAAUGUACGCCCUGUUUUCCAAGUGGACGCCUCCAAAAGAGAAGACUCUGCUUUUGGGUUUUGCCUACAGUGGUUUUCCAAUGGGUAACAUUAUUGUUUACCCUUUGUCCAGUGCACUUUGCAGACUUGAUUUCGAUGGAGGUUGGCCCUUGGUUUUUUAUUGUAUAGGAAGCUUCGCCAUCAUAUUAGGUAUCCUCUUGUACUUCCUAACAUUUGAUGAUCCAAGUGAUCAUCCAAGAAUUUCAGAAGCUGAAAGGAACUAUAUAAAGUCCUAUCAUAUGAAGAAGUUCUCAAAGAAACUGAAGACACCCUGGAUAUCAAUGCUAAAAUCAAUGCCAAUCUACGCUUACAACGUUGCCCAUUUUGCCCAAUCCUGGAGUUUCAUAACAUUGGCCACUAGUAUUCCAAUGAUGCUCAAGGAUAUGCUGGGACUUGAUAUGAAAUCGAAUGGUUUUCUGUCAGCCCUGCCCUAUAUCUGCAGCUACAUCUCCAGAUUCACGAUUUCCGUCACUUUUAACCCAAUAAAACGACUGACCAGGUUGAGUUUGACGAAUAUGAGGAAGGUUAAUCAUGUACUAGGCACCGCCAUCCCAGCCUUGAGCCUACUCUGUCUCGGCCUAAUAACCAGAGAAGACAAAUUCUGGGCAAUCCUGUUGAUAUCCUUAUGCACAACAUUCACCGACGUCGGCCUGACAGGCUCAUACCUGAUGAGCUACCUGGAACUGGCUCCACCUUUUGCCAGUUUCCUAACAGGAUUCUCUAAUACUGUCGGAUCUCUUCCUGGAUGCGUUUCUAACACAUUGACUGGAUACUUAACCACUAAUGGUACAAGAGAAGAGUGGAUGGUUGUGAUUUACAUUAUGGCAGCGAUGUACCUUGUCGGUGGUAUUUUUUAUGUAAUUUUCGGCACUUCGGAGUUACAAGAGUGGGCAAUCAUCGAGGACAACCCUUAG
Molecule: messenger RNA, 1431 nt
Organism: Ctenocephalides felis (cat flea)
Lineage: Eukaryota; Metazoa; Arthropoda; Insecta; Siphonaptera; Pulicidae
Exons: 9
Coding region: 1-1431 (476 amino acids)
Biological process (GO): monoatomic anion transport; transmembrane transport
Cellular component (GO): plasma membrane
Molecular function (GO): transmembrane transporter activity
Source: RefSeq, a predicted model, not a curated record